Messenger RNA from Lymnaea stagnalis (great pond snail), 4856 nucleotides. Lineage: Eukaryota; Metazoa; Mollusca; Gastropoda; Lymnaeidae. The record is from the annotation of a GenBank genome assembly.
AGAAAAAACAAACAUCUUUCAUACACCGACACUUGAACAGCUGACCUGACUUAACACACGUAGAGGCUCUGACAGUGUAAUUGGCUACCACAAUGCUGACCACCCACCUUCUCCUUGUGCAGGUCAGUGCCGCCCUGAUCUGUGACGCCACUGCUGGAAAUGGUGAAUCCGCAUCAGACACAGAGGUAUUUUAUUGUUGCUCAUAAUGUUCCUUUACAAGAGACAGGUAUUUUAUUGUUGCUCAUAAUGUUCCUUUACAAGAGACAGGUAUUUUAUUGUUGCUCAUUAUGUUCCUUUACAAGAAACAGGUAUUUUAUUGUUGCUCAUUAUGUUCCUUUACAAGAGACAGGUAUUUUAUUGUUGCUCAUUAUGUUCCUUUACAAGAGACAGGUAUUUUAUUGUUGCUCAUUAUGUUCCUUUACAAGAGACAGGUAUUUUAUUGUUGCUCAUUAUGUUCAUUUACAAGAAACAGAGGUAUCUUAUUGUUGCUCAUGAUGUUCAUUUACAAGAGACAGGUAUUUUAUUGUUGCUCAUUAUGUUCAUUUACAAGAAACAGAGGUAUCUUAUUGUUGCUCAUUAUGUUAAUUUACAAGAAACAGAGGUAUCUUAUUGUUGCUCAUUAUGUUCCUUUACAAGAAACAGAGGUAUCUUAUUGUUGCUCAUUAUGUUCCUUUACAAGAAACAGAGGUAUCUUAUUGUUUCUCAUUAUAUUCAUUUACAAGUGACAGGUAUUUUAUUGUUGCUCAUUAUGUUCAUUUACAAGAGACAGGGGUAUCUUAUUUUUGCUCAUUAUGUUCAUUUACAAGAAACAGAGGUAUCUUAUUGUUGCUCAUUAUGUUCCUUUACAAGAAACAGAGGUAUCUUAUUGUUGCUCAUUAUGUUCCUUUACAAGAAACAGAGGUAUCUUAUUGUUGCUCAUUAUAUUCAUUUACAAGUGACAGGUAUUUUAUUGUUGCUCAUUAUGUUCAUUUACAAGAGACAGGUAUUUUAUUGUUGCUCAUUAUGUUCAUUUACAAGAAACAGAGGUAUCUUAUUGUUGCUCAUUAUGUUCCUUUACAAGAAACAGAGGUAUCUUAUUGUUGCUCAUUAUGUUCCUUUACAAGAAACAGAGGUAUCUUAUUGUUGCUCAUUAUAUUCAUUUACAAGUGACAGGUAUUUUAUUGUUGCUCAUUAUGUUCAUUUACAAGAGACAGGUAUUUUAUUGUUGCUCAUUAUGUUCAUUUACAAGAAACAGGUAUUUUAUUGUUGCUCAUUAUGUUCCUUUACAAGAGACAGGUAUUUUAUUGUUGCUCAUUAUGUUCCUUUACAAGAGACAGGUAUUUUAUUGUUGCUCAUUAUGUUCAUUUACAAGAAACAGAGGUAUCUUAUUGAUGCUCAUUAUGUUCAUUUACAAGAGACAGGUAUCUUAUUGUUGCUCAUAAUGUUCCUUUACAAGAAACAGGUAUUUUAUUGUUGCUCAUUAUGUUCCUUUACAAGAGACAGGUAUUUUAUUGUUGUUCAUAAUGUUCCCUUUACAAGAAACAGAGGUAUCUUAUUGUUGCUCAUUAUGUUCCUUUACAAGAGACAGGUAUUUUAUUGUUGCUCAUUAUGUUCAUUUACAAGAGACAGGUAUUUUAUUGUUGCUUAUAAUGUUCCUUUACAAGAAACAGCGGUAUCUUAUUGUUGCUCAUAAUGUUCCUUUACAAGAAACAGGUAUUUUAUUGUUGCUCAUUAUGUUCCUUUACAAGAGACAGGUAUUUUAUUGUUGCUCAUAAUGUUCCUUUACAAGAGACAGGUAUUUUAUUGUUGCUCAUUAUGUUCCUUUACAAGAGACAGGUAUUUUAUUGUUGCUCAUUAUGUUCCUUUAUAAGAGACAGGUAUUUUAUUGUUGCUCAUAAUGUUCCUUUACAAGAGACAGGUAUUUUAUUGUUGCUCAUUAUGUUCCUUUACAAGAGACAGGUAUUUUAUUGUUGCUCAUAAUGUUCCUUUACAAGAAACAGGCAUUUUAUUGUUGCUCAUAAUGAUCCUUUACAAGAGACAGGUAUUUUAUUGUUUCUCAUAAUGUUCCUUUACAAGAGACAGGCAUUUUAUUGUUGCUCAUAAAGUUAAUUUACAAAAAAUCAGAGGUAUUUUAUUAUUGUUCAAAACGUUCAUUUACAAGAAACAGGGGUAUUUAUUAUUUAAAUUCGGCUUAAUGCUAUUUAUUGUUAAAAUGACUAACUACCUAUAAAACACAUUGGAUCAUCCAGUCCCAAAUUCUGCACUCGAACAAACUAUAUCGUGUUCAUACAAUUAAAAAUUACACAUGUAAUUAAUCUACACAAUAAUUUAUCAGACGGUACAUAUUAGUUACGGCAUAAAAAACAUACGAACAAGAAUGAGGUCUACUAAUAAUAUCGGGCGCUCGUAUACCAACACAUUGAUUAUUUCAAGAGCUGGUGAUAGCUCUGCCUUUAUGCAUGUCUCGGGUAUUUUUUAGAUGCAUUCCACAUAAAUGUUAAUAUUUAUAGAAGAAAAAAAUUGCGAGCUUAUAUGAACAUUUCUACACAUCAAUACAAACGAGCGUUCAUAGACUCGUGUAGUUAACAUGAUCCACCUGUGUGUGUUUCUUGAAAUAGUUUAUUUUCAGGAAUGAACCUCGACUGGUAACUCAUGUUGCAGUAAUAUCUUUAACUUACGUAUGGGGAAUGUCACGCAAGACACACGAGCCUCAAUUAAUGCAUCUACGCGAACAUCUCGCGGCAGUCAUUUCACUGAUUCGCACAUUUAUACUUGAGAUAUGUUAACAAGCGUAGUUCAAACUAGUUAUGUUAAUAAUCUUUUGUUUGUUUUGUAGACCGCUGUUUCGUUUUUAGAAAUCAGACUUUUAACCGGCUACCGGUUUAUUAUUAUUUUUUUUUUUUACAAUGCAUUUGCGAAUGUUUGACAGAGCACAGAAAAUAUUGAACUAUGUUAUAAGAAUCAAAAGCUGAGGUUGAAAUUUAAUUUUUAGAACAGUUAAACGCAACUCUGAUUUUGAUACCGCACUUGACCUAUUUUAUGACCAGUGACCAAAAAAAACUGUGGCAAGGCGAUCCGCACUGUGGCAAAGAUGUAAAACUGUGAUCCACGGCAGGACACCCGCCUGCAAAGACAAGGCGGACAAAAUUUCCUCCCUAGUGGCUGACAGCAAGUUUUUUUGUAAACGUUAAGUUUGUUAAGACGCGCGAAGCGAGGGCAUGUUUUGUACAUCAUACUGUAGAGUACAUGUUUUGUACAUCAUACUGUAGGUACAUGUUUUGUACAUCAUACUGUAGAGUACAUGUUUUUUACACCAUACUGUAGAGUGCAUGUUUUGUACACCAUACUGUAGAGAGCAUGUGUUGUACAUCAUACUGUAGAGUGCAUGUUUUGUACAUCAUACUGUAGAGUACAUGUUUUGUGCAUCAUACUGUAGAGUACAUGUUUUGUACAUCAUACUGUAGGUACACGCUUUGUACAUCAUACUGUAGAGUACAUGUUUUGUACAUCAUACUGUAGAGUACAUGUUUUGUACAUCAUACUGUGGGUACAUGUUUUGCACAUCAUACUGCAGAGUACAUGUUUUGUACAUCAUACUGUAGAGUGCAUGUUUUGUACAUCAUACUGUAGAAUGCAUGUUUUGUACACCAUACUGUAGAGUACAUGUUUUGUACAUCAUACUGUAGAAUGCAUGUUUUGUACAUCAUACUGUAGAGUACAUGUUUUGUACACCAUACUGUAGAGUUCAUGUUGUGUGUGGCUGGACACAAAAAGAAGUUUUUUGGGAGUGCGCUCUUUUGAAGCAAUAGCGCCUAAAUUAUGGAACAGUUUGCUUCAGCCUUUGAGGGAAAUUAAAAAUGAUUUUAACAAUCAAUUAAGGGGCAUUUAAAGACAUUUUUCUUUAAAUAGAGUUUAUGACACCAGGGCGCUUUGAGCAUGCUGGAAUAGCAUGCAUACAAGCUCUAUACAAGUAAUCAAAUCAUCAAAUUCUUUCUUUAUUAGACGGCUUCACGCCGUGUUGGGGGUUUACAACACAGCUCGAGAUGUGCCACCUUCUUGCCACUCUACAACAGUCUGACCUGUGGUCACUGCUGUGAACGAUUCUUGCGUGCCGCCACCUUCAUUGAUUUAAAGAUGGGACGCUUUUAAAAGAGUGUGUGUCCAUCAGAACAAACGAUCGACACUAUUAUGAUUCUCAACAUCUAGCCACGAGAGACCGCAAGUUCAGGACCUAUGAUGUUUCAAGACUGUAGGUCAUUACGAGAGACCACCAUUUUCAGGACCUAUGUUACCAGACUGUAGGUCAUUACGAGACACCACAAAUUCAGGACCUAUAUUACCAGACUAUGGGUCAAUACGAGAGACCACCAUUUCAUGACAUGUGUUUCCAGACUGAAGGUCAUUACGAGAGACCAGAACUCCAGCACAUAUUUUCCAGACUGUAGGUCUUUUGCGUACCAUCUUGAAAUUUGCUUUAAACUAGUAUUUUUUAAAGGGUCGUCUCGCCGUAUAUUUACUUGGAAAGCACUUAACUAGUACCACUGAUAAAAUUGUAUCUAAUCUUUUCUCUUUCUUAAGGUUCCUGACGAAUUUGACGACACUGACUAUUGGAACGCCUAUGAAUGGAACGAUUAUGAUAAUGAUGGAGAUGGUGAGCAGUCAGGUGGGCCAGGUGAAAGGACAGAGAGAUCCCCAAGUAAACCAAAUGAGAGGAUGGAGAAAUCACCAAGUAGACCAAAUGAGAGGAUAGAGAGAUCACCAAGUAAACCAAAUGAGAGGGUGGAGAGAUCACCAAGUAAACCAAAUGAGAGAAUGGAGAGAUCACCAAGUAAACCAAAUGAGAGGAUGGAGAGAUCACCAAGUAAACCAAAUGAGAG